AUGUACAAUUACGUUGUCACAGCUCACAAACCAAGUACAGUACACGGUGCUGUGACAGGUAGCUUUACGUCGCCUGAUGUAGCAAACUUAAUUCUACACAAGUUGACGCGCGUGGAAAUAUUCGUGCUUGCGCCGGAAGGCUUGAAGUCUUUUCUAGAUUUUCCUGUAUAUGGCCGAAUUGCCAAUUUAAAGAUAUAUCGUCCUGUGGGCCGAAAAACAGACCUGCUAUUUAUUUCCACCGAAUCAUACAAGUUUUUCGUGCUCUCAUUCGAUAUGACAUCACAAAACAUCGUAACCGAAUCGAUGGGUGACUUAUCAGAAAGAGUAGGAACACCGGCCGAUAAUGGUCAAAUAUGUGUGAUAGAUCCCGCGUGUCGAUUACUUGCUUUACAUCUAUAUCAUGGCAACUUGAAAGUGAUUCCAAUGGAAAUGCCACCAUCAUCUAACCCAAAAAAAAGGGUAGUGAUAAAGGGUCAUCAUCAAACAUCACGAGAGCCUGGGCAAUUUAAAGACACGUUCAAUAUAAGACUUUCAGAACUACAGAUACAAGCUAUGACGUUUCUGUAUCAGACUGCCCAACCUACCUUGUUGAUGAUGCAUGAAGAUGUUCAUGGCGUUCGUCAAAUAAAAACGUACAUUGUGAAUAUUAGGGAUGAAGAACUUAUUGAGGGUCCUUUGCAUAUCGAUGAUGCUGGAAAUGUUUUAGCAAUAGCAGCUGUUCCUAAAGGAGGAAUAUUAGUGAUCACAGAUCUCAAGAUAACCUUUUAUGACAGAGAGUUUCGUCCAAAUGAGAUCUUGCAUUCAGAGUCAACACCUGUAAAGAUAGUAGCUCCAAUAGAUUUAGAUGGUUCUCGAUAUUUGCUUGGCGACGACAAAGGAGAGCUACGUCUCCUCGUGAUACCUCACGUUGGGCCCAUGAAAAUUGAAAUACUUGGAAAGACUUCUCUGCCUCAUUGUAUAGUUUACCUAGAUAAUGGCUUUGCUUUCGUGGGAUCUCAUUUCCAUGACUCUGUGUUGAUUAAGUUACGACAUGAACCUAAUGAACAAGGUUCUUAUUUCGAUGUGGUGGAACGGUUCACGAAUUUAGCGCCGAUUGCAGAUUUCUGCGUGGUUGAUUUGGAAAGACAGGGACAGGGACAAAUAGUAACAUGUUCGGGUGGAUACCAAGAUGGAACACUACGAAUCAUUCGAAAUGGCGUUGGAAUCACUGACCAAGCCACGCUUGAGAUGAGGGGAAUCCGUGGUGUGUGGUCAUUGCGACCGUACUUUGAUGCUGGCUCUGACGACACUAUUGUUAUCUCAUUCGCAAGUGAAACGCGUAUACUGACAAUGAUCGACGGUGAAGAACUACAGGAAGUCGAAGAAUUUUAUAAUUUUAAUUUGAAUAAUAUGACAUUACACGCAGCAAAUAUAUUGGGAAAUAUGUUAGUUCAGGUCACUGAAGAAAGUAUACGGUUAAUUAAUUGCAUGGACCAAAGCAUUGCGUCAGAGUGGUUUCCAAGUACUUUUGAAGGUAAGAUUACGGUCGCUUCUGUGAACCCAACUCAAGUGACCAUUGCACUUGGUGGUGGAUGUUUGGUGUACUUUGAAAUCAGAGGGACGGAACUUGUGCAAGUAAAUCAAACAAAAUUAGAACAUGAAAUCGCAUGUUUGAACAUAAACCCCAUUGACCCAUUAACGCCAUACAAAUCCGCAGUGGUAGCUGUAGGUCUAUGGACAGAGAUCAGCGUUGCGGUAUUAAGUUUACCAGAACUGAAACUGAUUACCAAAGAAUCUCUCGGCGGGGAAGUAAUGCCACGAUCAGUUCUAUUUGCAAGAUUUGAUAAUAUGUAUUAUUUAUUGGCUGCAUUGGGCGAUGGACAAUUAUUCAAUUUCAUUUUCGAUCCGGUAAAAGGGACAAUAAGUGAAAAGAAAAGGUUGUUGUUGGGAACUCAGCCUGUUACACUAACGACGUUUAUUUCGAAUGGCACGAGUAAUGUUUUUGCUGCUUCGGAUCGGCCGACUGUCAUUUAUAGCAGUAAUAAAAAGUUGUUAUAUUCUAAUGUUAAUGCAAAGGAAGUAACAUACAUGUGUCCAUUCAAUUCCGCAUCUUUCCCAAACGCUUUGGUAAUCACACACGAAGAAGGUUUGACAAUUGGGACAAUUGACGAUAUUUCCAAACUUCAUAUCCGAACUAUACCAUUGAAUGAAAUGGCACGUCGUAUAUGUUACCAAGAAGCAUCGUCGACGUUUGGUAUAUUGACAAUCAGAGCAUACAUUGAUGAGCCAAAGCAGUGUUAUUUCCGGAUAUUGGACGACCACACAUUUGAUAUCCUAGAUGCUUUUCGAAUGGAACUCUAUGAGAUCGUGCAAAGCCUUACUACUGUCAAGUUUGAUGAUUCUCCAGAUUCGCCAGAGUUUUACGCUGUUGGUACUGCUUUUGCAUUACCGAAUGAGGAUGAUUGUCAUAAAGGGAGGAUUUUAAUAUUCUUGGUGGAGAAAUCAGAAACAACACAGAAACCAAAAUUACGUCUAAUAUCUUCAUUAGAAAUAAUGGGAGCAGUGUAUUCUCUGGCGCCAUUAAAUAAUUAUUUGGUGGCUAGUAUUAAUUCAAAGGUGACAGUCUUCAAACUGACACUUCCCGAUUCUGGCCCUGCUCUCGUCCCAAUAUGUAGUAAAUGUGGAUUCUCGGUGGUUUAUUGUAUCGUUACAAGAGGCGACUUUGUGAUUGUCGGUGAUCUUAUGCGAUCCAUCAGUUUAUUGUUAUAUAAACCAUUAGAAGAAAAACUCGAGGAAAUCGCCAAAGAUUGGAACAUGAAUUGGAUGAACGCGGUAGAAGCACUCGAUGACGAUGAGUACAUUGGUGCAGACACAAGUUAUAAUUUGUUUACGGUGCGGAGGAAUUCCGAUUCGACACUUGAUGAUGUGAGAAGUCGGUUAGACGAAGAAGGGGUCUUUCAUUUAGGAGAUAUGGUUAACCGAUUUCGUCAUGGCUCACUGGCGAUGAAUCUUCCCGAGACGGACCCAAUAGCUACACCAUUACUCCUUUACUGCACAGUAUCGGGGGCAAUAGGAGUCAUCGCUACGGUUAACGAAAAGAAACAUGAUAUUCUAUGGGAGCUGCAACGGUCUAUGCGACAUAUGAUCAAAGGAAUAGGAGGAUUAAAACACAAGCGAUGGCGCUCAUUCAAUAACGAACGUCGAAUAGUAGAAGCACGAAAAUUCCUCGACGGCGAUCUAAUAGAAUCAUUUCUAGACUUGAGUCGUAAACAGAUGGAACAGAUUUCCGAGGAGACGGGGUACAGCGUCGAAGAUCUGUUCAAGACUGCGGAAGAACUUACGAGG
Messenger RNA from Ambispora gerdemannii, 3324 nucleotides. Lineage: Eukaryota; Fungi; Glomeromycota; Glomeromycetes; Archaeosporales; Ambisporaceae. The record is from the annotation of a GenBank genome assembly.